AUGCAUCUCAGAAGAAAACCAAAAAGAGGGGAGAUAAAACCCACUGAAAUGGUUUCUUUAGAAGCUGGCGCUAUUCUGGCCUUAAAGUUGUUUGAACUCAUGGCCAGUGGAAAGAAGUGGAAUAAUAUUUCUAAGCUAAAGGAGAGGAGACAACGUGGUGGGAGAGUAAUGGGGGCGGCAAGUCUUGGCGCAUGUCUAGCAUUGAAUGACAGCGAGUUCGAUAAGUCCCCAACCAAAUUAUCCCUUACUAAACGAGGCUCUACAAAUUCGUCUCUUUCAUCUGCUCCUUCUCUUUCACACAACUCCGAUAUUGGGAUGAAAGAACAACUGGCCUUUGCGGAAGGGGAACAGUUGGCAGAAAAGCUAGUCGAGGAGCAUAAACUUACCGUUGACCAAGUUUGUGAUCAAUCUAGAAAAUCGCGUAACCUUAUUCCCUGGAGUAGGGGUGGGGACAUUUUUAAGGACACCCAGGUGUUUAAAACCUGA
Rodentolepis nana is the source of this 486-nucleotide messenger RNA. The record is from the annotation of a GenBank genome assembly. Lineage: Eukaryota; Metazoa; Platyhelminthes; Cestoda; Cyclophyllidea; Hymenolepididae.